UAUUAAUCGGAGAAAAGCCUCUUUCGCUUUCAGAGCAGAGAGAAAAAGAGAAAAAGUCUUGACCUUUUUCCUUUCAAUUUGUCUAAAAUAAACAAAACUGCAAGAAAUCUAGCUAGGGUUUAGGUUAAACCUCAACAACCAUGGCGGAAACCACCGCAUCGGAAGAACAGCUCGCGGAACAAAACACAUCCUCCUCCUCCUCCUCCGCCAAAGAAAUUGACGUGGACAGCUCCAAACCUGAGGCUGGUCGCGAGGCCGGUGACGACAUAGCUACUGAUUCCAAGAAGCGGAAGGUAGAUGACGGAAAGGGGAAAGCCAAAGUUGAUGAACAAAGUGAAGACAAGAAGAAGAAGAAGAAGAACGAGGAGGCGGAGGAAGCGAGCAAGGAGAUACUAUCGGGUCCAGUGAAAUUGGGUUACAAGACCUUCGAUUCUUCGGUGGAAAUUUUCGAUUACUUCUACAACUUUCUUCAUUCCUGGCCCCUUAAUCUCAAUGUCAACAAGUAUGAACAUCAAAUGUUGCUGGAAUUGCUCCAGAAGGGACACAAGAAUGCUGCCCGGAAGAUUGGAGUGGGAAUCCGCUCUUUCCAAAUCCACAAGCAUCCCAAGUGGAUGGGCAGGUGCUUCGUCCUCAUGAGAGAGGAUGGAUCUGUGGAUUAUUUUCGCUUCCGCAAAUGUGUGCAUCAUAUUCUUCCAUUGCCGGAUGAGAUGCUUCCACUACCUGGAGUGGACAAGCACUUAAGCAGCAAAAAGAAGUACUCGAAACAGGGAGGGCGCGGCCGUGGCGGAUCUGGAAAGUGACUGCCACAGAUCUUCAGUGUGUUGUUUGUGCAUACUUGAUACUUCCUCUAGCUGUGAAACACUAAAACUGCACUACCCAGAUCUUUGAUACAUGAUGUUGUGUUUUUGUCAUACUCAUAUUCCUUUGUAAAGUGACGCCUUACUUCAUCCAAGUUCAUACCCCCAAUGCUAGAGCUUUUGAAUGGCUGGGAAAUUGGAAUAGUAUCAUUUUUAUUUGAAUGAAAUUCUAGUUGGCUUGGCCAUAUGUUUUUUAGAUUUGACAAAUGUGUUGGGUA
This is a messenger RNA of Arachis duranensis, 1075 nucleotides long. RefSeq names its product protein EMBRYO DEFECTIVE 514. Gene Ontology annotation, biological process: chloroplast rRNA processing; chloroplast organization. The record is from RefSeq and is a predicted model, not a curated record. Lineage: Eukaryota; Viridiplantae; Streptophyta; Magnoliopsida; Fabales; Fabaceae. The transcript is spliced from 2 exons. Gene Ontology annotation, cellular component: chloroplast. The coding region runs from base 141 to 800 and encodes 219 amino acids.